Messenger RNA from Diceros bicornis minor, 860 nucleotides. It is a transcript of the gene CFD, whose product is annotated as complement factor D. Bases 25 to 804 code for a protein of 259 amino acids. The record is from RefSeq and is a predicted model, not a curated record. Lineage: Eukaryota; Metazoa; Chordata; Mammalia; Perissodactyla; Rhinocerotidae. Gene Ontology annotation, biological process: proteolysis. Gene Ontology annotation, molecular function: serine-type endopeptidase activity. The transcript has 5 exons.
CCAGUGUGAGGCCACAGCGGCAUCAUGGCAGGCCACACCGGGCACCUGGCGGCUCUGGUCCUCCUGGGCGUGGCCCUAUGUGCGGCGCAGCCCCGCGGCCGGAUCCUGCGCGGCCAGGAGGCCGAGGCGCACGCGCGGCCCUACAUGGCGUCGGUGCAGGUGGCCGGCAAGCACGUGUGCGGGGGCUUCCUGGUGGCGGCGCAGUGGGUGCUGAGCGCCGCGCACUGCCUGGAGGACGCGGCCGGCGGGAAGGUGCAGGUGCUCCUGGGCGCGCACUCCCUGUCGCAGCCCGAGCCCUCGAAGCGCCUGUACGACGUGCUCCGCGCGGUGCCGCACCCGGACAGCCGGCCGGACACCAACGACCACGACCUCCUCCUGCUGCAGCUGUCUGAGGAGGCCGUGCUGGGCCCCGCGGUGCAGCCCCUGCGCUGGCAGCACGAGGACCGCGACGUGGCGGCCGGCACGCUCUGCGACGUGGCCGGCUGGGGCGUGGUCAGCCACACCGGCCGGCGGCCCGACCGCCUGCAGCACUUGCUCCUGCGGGUGAUCGACCGCGCCACCUGCAACCUGCGCACCUACCACGACGGCACCAUCACUGAGCGCAUGAUGUGCGCGGAAAGCAACCGCAGAGACACCUGCAAGGGCGACUCCGGGGGCCCGCUGGUGUGCGGGGGCGUGGUCGAGGGCAUCGUCACCUCGGGCUCGCGCAUCUGCGGCAACCCCAAAAAGCCCGGCAUCUACACGCGCGUGGCGAGCUACGCGGCCUGGAUCGAAGGCGUGAUGGCCGGGGGCGCGGCAGCCUGAGGGGGACCCGAGGGGCGGCGGCCACGGGCUGAGCAAUAAAAUCUUGUAGUCCUGCA